AUGACUCGUCGAACAUUGAUCAAACUUCUUUCCAACAACAACAACAACAAGCAUCACCAAUAUUCUCAACCACAACAACAAACAUAUUCUCCGUUGUUGUACACUCGUCCAUCGCUCAACCAUCUCCAACUUUUCAAUUUUGAUCCACAACGACGACUUUUCCAUACUCACGUCACAACUCUCGAAGUAUCUUCCUCCUCUUCAUCCUCUGCUGCUGCUCAAUGUCCUUUCCAUGCUUCCUCAUCGGUGGCAUCAACCACUUCUCCAAUUCUUUCAUCAUCUGCCGCUGUGAUUGCUUCUGAACAAGUCUCUGAAACACUCAAAGGCGAAUCUCCAAACAAAACCAACCCUGUAAAAUCGUUUGAAGAAAUUCCGGGACCAAAAGCGUGGCCAUUGGUCGGUAAUUUGUUUGAUCUUCUCCAACACAAAGGUAUUCCAAAUAUUUAUUUUUAUGAUUUGUGUGAAAAGUAUGGAGAUAUGGUUCGUCUCAAAAUUCCAUUCAAUAACAUGUUGAUCGUUUCGCAUCCAACCAUUAUUGAAGAGUUGGUGAAGAAGGAGGAACGAAGAGAAUUUUUAAAGUCUAAUCGAUUUUAUAAGCAACAACAUGAUAUUACUUUGGCUCCAAUUGAAAUGACCUUCUUCGAGGAUUGGCAAGAAAUUAGAAAUCUCUACAACGUGGCCAUGAAACCCGAAAAUUUAGAAAAAGUCAGUUUGCCACAAAUCACUCAACUCAAUGGUGACUUUUUGCGUACUGUUGUGAGUAAACUCAAGAAAGUACAAAACAAUCAUGAAUUCACAAAAUAUCACCUUCCCAAUGCCUUUGACGUGACUUCUCUCUACACCUUCAAAGCUGUCGCGAAAACCUUCCUUGGUGUCAAAGUCACUGAACAAGUUGAAAAACAAUUGCCAUGGACCAUUUAUGAAUUUGUGGAACAAGCUGUUCGAGCCACUGAUAUUGCUCUUCAAUUGGACAACAAACCACCACUCUAUCAAUACUUUAAAACAAGAGAAUACAAAGAAAUGGAAUCCUUAAUGGACAAUAUUUACGAUGGAUGUAAAAAAUUGAUUAGCAUGUUUAAAGAAAAUCCAAAUCCACAAAUUCCUCGACUCAAAGAACUUGUCGAUGAAAGAGCUUCUGGAAUGGAAAAUGCAGAAAAAAAGAGUGAAGGAGUGUUGAGUGCCUUUUUGAAUGGUGGAGUGGAUAUUACUUCUCGAAUUAUGGUCAAUCAAAUGUAUCGAUUGGCUCAUCAUGUGGAAUAUCAGGACAAGUUGUUUGAGGAAUUGAAGGAAUUGUUUGGAGAACCUACUUCUGAAGAAUUUGAAUCUGAGAAUGGAUUGCAAAUUACUUGGGACAAGUAUAAGAAGAUGAAACUUGUGAAGAAUUUCUUGGAAGAAACCAUGCGUUUGAAUUCUUUUUCUUAUUUGACAAGUGGCAGAUGGUUAUUGAAUGACAUUGAGUUGAAUGGAUAUUUAGUUCCAAAGGACACUCGAAUCUUUAUUAUGAAUUAUCAUCCAAGCUUGAAGGAUGAAUUUGUUCCUCGUGCCAGAGAGUUCAUUCCAGAGCGACAUGAAAAGGGACAUCCAUUGGCUCCAAAAUCUAUGUACAGCAGUCUUCCAUUUGGAAUUGGUGCAAGAAAAUGUCCUGGCAGUCGAAUUGCAAGCACUGAAUUGCACAUGUCACUCAUCAAUUUAGUGAGACAUUUCAAAUUGACUCAUGAAAACCCAGACAAAUUUCCAGAAAGCAGUCACGAUCAAUCCAUGUUGUAUAUUGACUCAAAGAAGAAUCCCUUGUACCUCAUUCCAAGAGAUCACAUGAAACCAAUUUUGGAAAAACAUGUGAUGAUAUAA
This is a messenger RNA of Naegleria fowleri, 1848 nucleotides long. RefSeq lists its product as uncharacterized. The coding region runs from base 1 to 1848 and encodes 615 amino acids. The transcript has 3 exons. The record is from RefSeq and is a predicted model, not a curated record. NCBI's taxonomy places the organism in Eukaryota, Heterolobosea, Eutetramitea, Acrasida, Naegleriidae. Gene Ontology annotation, molecular function: oxidoreductase activity, acting on paired donors, with incorporation or reduction of molecular oxygen; heme binding; iron ion binding.